AUGGCUACUAUUUACUCUGACAUUCAUACUGCCACAUCCCCAAUUCCACUUAACGAUCAAUGGUCUUGUCCAAUAUGUUCCUUCGACAAUCCACCAUCGGCUUUUCCUCGUUGUAACAUGUGCAAGCAAAUGAAUCCCCUGUCUCGAGAAGAGCUUAAUAUCAUUGAUCAACCAAUAUUAACUUGGCAAUGCCCUCGAUGCACAUUAAAUAAUAAAAUUGCUAAUGAACGAUGCAAUGCCUGCGGUCACAACAAACAUGCAUCGAAUGAUAAUAAGAACAUUCUUAUCAACUCACAAUCGACAUCACAAACAUCUAUGUCACUCGCUGUUCGUGAUCGUCGAAACAAAGAUGAAUCAUACGCUGAAAACAUAUUUCAACAUAUUAUCGAUUAUUGUAAACAGGCUAAAACACAUUUUGUUGAUGAUCAGUUCGUUCCAUCACCUAAAUCUAUCGGAUCAGACUCAUUCAGAGAUGUUUCACAAUGGUUACGGAUAUCAGACGUUACUCCAUUGUCGGCUGAUGAUCGUAAAUUGCCAUGGACAAUUUUUUCAUCACCUCAACCGAGUGACAUCCAACAAGGUGCUUUAGGAAAUUGUUGGUUAAUAGCUGCCUUAGCUUUGGUUUCUGAACAACCUCGUUUACUUGAACAUAUUCUUCUUACAAAAACAGUAAAUCAUGAAGGUGUCUAUCUUGUGCGUAUUUGCCAUAAUGGUUUAUGGGAAACAAUUAUUGUUGAUGAUUGUUUUCCAUGCACUAGACACAAACAUCUUGUAUUUACUCAAGCCAAACAUCGUCAAUUGUAUGUUCCAUUAAUUGAAAAAGCAUGUGCAAAAGUAUUUGGUUCUUAUGCCAGUCUAAAAAGUGGACAUUUGAGUGAAGGUCUUCAGUUAUUGACUGGAGCACCAUGUGAUCAUAUUGACCUUAAACCAUCUAAUGAUCCACUUGAUGACGAUAUCGUUUGGGCUAAACUUUUAUCUGCUUGUGAAUCAAAGUUAUUGAUUGGAGUAUCUUCCAGUGGAACUGGUGUGAGUUCAGAAGAAUAUGCUCGUAUUCAUAUCCAUGAAAAUCAUGCAUUUUCUAUUCUUGCUGCUCAUGCCUUCGCCAAUGAUUCAACUCGUUUUGUACUCGUUCGUGAUCCUCAUUCUAGGUCGAAUUAUACCGAAGAGCUUGUCACGGAGAGUGUUCUCGCACAAUUGCGUUUAGUGAAUGCUGCCCGUCGUUCUACGGGUGCCUUUUGGAUUUCAUGGCCUCGAUUUCUUCGUUAUUUUUCAUUAAUAACCAUUUCCACUUAUAAUAGUGAUCAUUUUGAUAUACGUCAGCAAGGUCAAUUUACUCAAUCAGCUACACAAUGUGUUGCUACUUAUCAUUUUCAUGUUCCACAAACAUCAUUAAUCAUUAUAAGUUUGUUAUAUCACCGUCAUGAUAGAACAACGCAUACUCAUCAUACACAAUCAUUUGUUUUGUGCGAUGCUGACGAACUAUCAUUAUCUGGCAGCGUUGGAAAACGCAUGAGUAUAUUAAUAUGUAAACGUGGAGGAUUCACAUAUUGGACGGGUUCAUUACAAGCCGGUUCUUAUGUACUUAUACCUUUUUCAACUAGUUUCUGGGGAACAACUGAAAAAAAUAGAGACUAUACAGUUGUUAUUCAUUCAAGCGUUCAACUUGAUUUAAUUGUUAAAAACAAACUAUGUACAUUUCUUGCCGAUUGUCUUAUUUCAGCUGUCAUGAAAACUGGAGAAAAAAUGCGACAAAACAAAGAUACUGUCUUCUAUGUAACACCGCGUAAAUUAGAAAUGAAUCUAUUUGUUGCCGAGAAUUUGUCAAUAAAAGAUUACUUAAUUGUUGAUAUCGAUAUGAAAGAUGUGAAAAAUAUUCGUCACUCUCGCCACUCUCAUCUUUCGUAUAACACUCAUGAUUGUGUCCCACCACGAUAUCGUCAAGUAAUAUUUCUUACAGAUUGGGUUGAUAAGCAUGGUGAGUCAGCUCAUAUGAAUUAUACAUAUUCGUACCAACAUGAUACUCGAGAAACUGAUUCAAUGCCAAAAAUCAACAGUACUAAAUACGACGUUCACACACCACGAGCAUUUUAA
Messenger RNA from Rotaria sp. Silwood1, 2091 nucleotides. The record is from the annotation of a GenBank genome assembly. NCBI's taxonomy places the organism in Eukaryota, Metazoa, Rotifera, Eurotatoria, Philodinida, Philodinidae.